AUGGUGGAUUCCGAGCGGCUGGCGGCGCGGCUUGGGCCCUGGCAGGAGCGGCUGGUGGCGGACCAGCGCCUUCCGUGUGCGCAGGUGGCGGUGGUGCGCCAUGGCAAGGUGUGCUACCAGGCGCAGGCGGGCGAGCAGGCGCCGGGCACGCCGCUGCGCGCCGACACCAUCUUCCGCAUCUACAGCAUGACCAAGCCCAUCGUGAGCAUGGCACUGAUGAUGCUGUACGAGGAAGGCAGGUUCCAGCUCAACGACCCUGUGAAGCUUUGGCUGGGCAAGCAGUGGUCCCGCGAGAGUAUGCGCGUGUUUGUACGUGGCAACGCAGACCUCUACGAGACGGUGCCUUGCAAGACGAGUAUCCGCGUCUGGCACCUUCUGACGCACACAAGCGGGCUCACCUACGGCUUCGACGCACACGGCGUGGUCAACCCGGUGGACGCGCUGUACCACCACGCGGGCGUCGGGCGCACGAAGCCCGGGCUUGACCUGGCCGAGUUCGUGGACAAGCUCGCGACCAUGCCACUCAUGUUCCAGCCAGGCGAGCACUGGCACUAUGGCUACAACACGGACGUGGUGGGCCGGCUCGUGGAGUGCAUCUCAGGCCUGCCGCUGGACGAGUUCCUGCGCACGCGCGUGUUCGAGCCCCUGGCCAUGCACGACACGGGCUUCCACGUCCCGCCAGCCAAGCGCGACCGCUUCGCGGCGCUGUUCAUGCCAGCCGACUUAGACCCGACGCUGGGGCCACGCAAGCCCGCGAGCCUCACACGCGCGAGUGGGCUGGUGGACAUCUCGGCACCCUCCGACUUCAACUACCGCAGCGUGGAGGAGCUCGGCGACAAGAAGAUGCUCAGCGGUGGGGGUGGCCUCGUGUCCACCCUGGCCGACUACACAUGCUUCUGCCAGAUGCUGCUGCGCUGCGGGCGUGGCGAGCCCGCGCUCAUCUCGCGCAAGACGCUGGAGUUCAUGACGCGGAACUUCCUGCCCGACGGCCAGGACAUGGAGCAGCUGGCGCCGCCGGGCGGGUACUCUGAGCUGCCGGAGGAAGGCAUCGGGUUCGGCCUCGGCUUCAGCGUGGUUCUCGACCCCGCCAAGAGCAAGCAGAUCUGCUCCCCAGGCACCUUCGCCUGGGGGGGGGCUGCGUCGACCAUUUUCUGGAUCGAUCCCCAGGAGGACCUCGCGGUCAUCUUCAUGACACACCUCAUGUUCAAUGACCGCCUCCGGUUGCCGCUGCGCGCCAUGCUCCAGAGCCUCGUGUACGGUGCCGUCGUGUCUAAGCCCUUGACUGCACGCCUGUGA
This is a messenger RNA of Symbiodinium natans, 1296 nucleotides long. Lineage: Eukaryota; Dinophyceae; Suessiales; Symbiodiniaceae. The record is from the annotation of a GenBank genome assembly.